GCGUUAAACACCGAAUCCAUCUCAUACCCGGCCAGCCAGACUCCGAGGCCAGGGACCCCCAAGGCCUCCGCCCGGGGCCUGGUCUCUGCGCUAGGCGCCGGGCGGGGCCUUCCCUCCAUCGCAUGGCCUGCUGGGAGUUGUAGUCCAGUCAUCGGAGCACUCCAAACCCCGCCCCUCUGCUCCGCCUCCUCCUCGCCCGAGAAGCAUGAGCCCAAAGGGGACCGCAGGUCGGGACCCCGAGAACGGGGGACUACCAUUCCCAACAGGCCGCAGAACCCAGUACGCAGCCACAGGUGAUGCCAUGGAGAGUGGAAAGCCUGGACCAGUGCAGGUUGUUUCGGUUCACAAAGAGCAGCAUUCCUUUGAGCUAGAAGAAAAAGCCUUGGCCAGCAUCCUCUUGCAGGACCACAUCCGAGAUCUCGAUGUGGUGGUGGUGUCAGUGGCUGGCGCCUUCCGAAAGGGCAAGUCCUUCAUUCUGGACUUCAUGCUACGAUACUUAUAUUCUCAGAAAGAAGGCGGCCAUUCAAAUUGGUUGGGUGACCCAGAAGAACCACUGACAGGCUUUUCAUGGCGAGGGGGCUCUGACCCUGAAACCACGGGGAUUCAGAUCUGGAGUGAAGUUUUCACUGUGGAGAAGCCAGGUGGGAAGAAGGUUGCCGUUGUUCUGAUGGAUACCCAGGGGGCAUUUGACAGCCAGUCGACUGUGAAAGACUGUGCCACCAUCUUUGCUCUGAGUACCAUGACUAGUUCUGUCCAGAUCUACAAUUUGUCCCAGAACAUUCAGGAAGAUGACCUUCAGCAGCUGCAGCUCUUCACAGAGUAUGGCCGCCUGGCAAUGGAUGAAAUUUUCCAGAAGCCUUUCCAGACACUGAUGUUUUUGGUUCGGGACUGGAGCUUCCCUUACGAAUAUGGCUAUGGGCUGCAAGGGGGCAUGGCGUUCCUGGAGAAGCGUUUGCAGGUGAAGGAACACCAACACGAAGAAAUUCAGAACGUCCGGAACCACAUCCACUCGUGCUUCUCUGAUGUCACCUGUUUCCUCUUACCACAUCCGGGGCUGCAGGUGGCCACGAGCCCUGACUUUGAUGGGAAAUUGAAAGAUAUUGCUGGUGAGUUCAAAGAGCAGUUGCAGACGCUGAUCCCAUAUGUAUUAAACCCCUCCAAGUUAAUGGAAAAAGAGAUCAACGGCUCGAAAGUUACCUGUCGGGGACUACUGGAGUAUUUUAAGGCAUAUAUCAAAAUUUACCAAGGGGAAGAUCUGCCUCACCCCAAGUCCAUGCUGCAGGCCACUGCUGAAGCCAACAACUUAGCGGCGGCAGCCGCUGCCAAGGACGUGUAUUACAACAACAUGGAAGAGGUUUGUGGGGGCGAGAAGCCUUACCUGUCCCCUGACAUUCUAGAGGAGAAGCACAGUGAGUUCAGACAGCUCGCUCUGGACCACUUCAGGAAGACCAAGAAGAUGGGCGGGAAGGACUUCAGCCUGCGCUACCAGCAGGAGCUGGAGGAGGAGAUCGGGGAGCUGUACGGCAGCUUCUGCAGGCACAACAGCAGCAAGAACGUCUUCAGCACCUUCCGCACGCCCGCCGUGCUCUUCGCGGGCAUCGUGGCCCUCUACAUCGCCUCGGGCCUCACCGGCUUCGUGGGCCUCGAGGUCGUGGCCCAGCUGUUCAACUGCAUGGUCGGGCUGCUGCUGAUAGCGCUGCUCACCUGGGGCUACAUCCGGUACUCCGGCCAGUACCGCGAGCUGGGCGGAGCUAUCGAUGUGGGUGCGGCCUAUGUGUUGGAGCAGGCUUCUUCUCACAUUGGUAAUUCCACUCAGGCUGCCAUGAGGGAGGCCGUGGUCGGGCGGCCUUCCACGGAGAAGAAAGCGCAGUAGCAUCGGAACGUGAGGACCCUGCGAGAGCCGCCUGCCGCCGCCAGCCCCUGCCGAGUCCUGGCUCCCGCCGCACCACGGGGCCUGGCCGAGGAGCCGAGGCUGUGAGACCCCUGGGCAGCGCGGACCUGUGGCGCUGUAAUAAAUGACCUGGCCUCCCUGUGGGUCCAGAUCUUAGACGCUUCCAUGUCUCCUGGCAGCCGUUCCUUUCGUGCUGUCACGGAUCCAAGCCCGUCUCUGUUUUCUUAGUGUUCUCUGCUUUGUGCACUUUAUGGGGGAAGAAGCUAAAGGAAACGAUGGAAACGCCGCCGCUUCAGUGCCUGUGGGAUUGAGCCUGCGCUGCCGCAGACGCUGCGGGGUGGGGGGCGCCUCGCGGAAGGUGCUGUCGGUGCAGCUUCAACUUCUUUUAUACCUUACUCUUCUGUAAAAGUUUACAGAGCUGGGAAGAGCUUCCGAACUGCAGUCCCCAAUCCUGAUGCCCUUGCACUCAGAACACCGUGUCUAUGAUCUUAGAGAACCUGUUUGUCAGUGUGGGGAGAACCCCGUCAUACGGAAAUAUCCCCGGAAGGUCGGUUCACGGGCAGCCUCACAGUUUAGCUGCAAAGUGCUCUUUUUGUUGUUGUUGUUCCUAUAGCUUCUUUCUAGAAAAGAGGCGAAUGUGCCUUGAAAAGCCAGGCUGGCUCAUCCUAAAUGGAAGGAGCCGGAUCCCCUAAGAAUAAAAAGCUGCGUUUAAGUGAGCCGUGUGACCUGUGGUCUGCGCGUGGCUUUGUGCCUUGGUCAGACUCCCGGGGAGCUUGGACACGCACGUGUGCGGCUCGCAGCUCUCACACACAGUGGCCAUUUGAGAGGUUUUGUGUUUGAGUUCUGUGCAAGAAUAGAGCUUUUUUAAGGAUUCGAGGAAAGACAUUACCAAAUAUUAGUGCCUUUAACUGAUGUCCCAGUUCCUGUGGCUGAGCGGUAAUUAGUGAUUCAACGGCCUGUUUUACAGUCUUGACCCAAGGUGUUUAUUUGCAUCCUCCUAUGCACCGUGUGGCCUUCCUGAUAAUGAAGCUGAAGUCGUCACUUUGAUGCGGUCCCUCGGCCUUUAUUUACUUUUGAAUCGUCUCAUGGCCUUGAAAUCGCUUUGGCUUAAUGAGGACCAAAGUCACCCACAUGCAGGCAAUGUCUCCACGCAUCCACUAAUUCUUUUUUAUUUACCCUGAUUGUAUGAUGAGGUUUUUGUCUGUCGGUGGCUUUUUCCUUUGAUUUCUAAUGAUGAAUUUUUGUGGAUUUUCAACUUCCUCACACCCACCUUUAAGUAUUUGUAUAACCAUUCAGGUGUGUGAGCCUUAAUUUUUGUGGUAAUUUUUGUUGUGGGUGGGAGAUAGAAGGGCGUAGGCAAAAUCGGAGUUGUCACUUUCACAGAGACGAGGUGUGAAUGGAGAGUAGGGAAAAGGGAGCCUCCCAGAGGGUGUCUUCUGGUGGACGCUUCACCACUGCAGUAUUUUGUAAGUCCCCCGAUUAAUUCCAAGCAUAUUAUGUAUUUUUUAAAAAUUCUUACAUGCUGUCUUGCCUGGAGGUUGUUACUAUUUUGCUCACUUGCUAUUAAAAUUUUAGAAAACUUCCAGCGUGUUCUAAGCCGCUGCUUCUCGGUGGCGGGAGCUUUGACUGCAGGUUGAGAGCUGUUCGCGUUCUGGCCGUGUUCAGGUGGCCUCCCGUCCCUGCAGGCUCCGCUCACCAGGAGGCCUCGCGGUUAGACUUCCCAUGCCUUCUCUGAGUAAGAGCAUUGACUGCAGAGUAACUGUCAGAAGUCAGAACUUUAAUAGUGAGACAGGGUAAUGUGUCUGAAAUUCAUGCUAAGGUGAAUUCUAAUAUGCACGUUCUAAAAAGCACGUUUGCUUUUUACAGUGAUAACUGCGUGAUUUAAUGAAAGCUUGGGAUUUAGUUCCUGUGUGGAGCCACCAUUUCUGUUUUGGCUUUUAAAGGAAUAACCUUGGCUGAUUAUCCAGCGAAGUCUUCGCUCCCCGUUCAGUUCCCUGUUCUGCCUCUAGAAAGCGUUUGCAGGGUUUCCUCUGGGACCUUUUUCCUGUGACAGUGAUUAGGUCAUUUGCAUUCUCACGGCCACUGCUGGCUGUACACAGCCUUGGUGUCCAGGUUGAGAUCUACCUGCUGCGUUCUUUGAGCUGUGAGUUUGCGCAGGAGUUCUGGCUGUGGUGCGGCGUGUGCUCCCCCCCGCCCCCAGCAGGCCCUCCCUCGCUGGUAAUGUGCACAUGUCCCUCCAGUGUGGAUACGGAGCACCUUCCUCUGAACAUAAUAAUCAAGGAGUUCCUCACAGUUUUUUUAUUAAAAUAUCUCAGGACAAGUUGGUUGUUGCUAAUUUUAAAAAGGACUUCCAAAUUAGCUCCCUACCAUAAAAAUAAUAGAAUCAAACCUUUGGAGCUUGCGCUGAGGAAUCUCUCUAGAUUAAUUCAAGGACAAGGCAAGGAGAAACCGCCAUGAAUAAGGAUAAGCCAUGUUCUCUGUUCUAACUCUGACCACGCUGGGUAGAAGUACCUGCGAAUGUAGGUUCUGUUUCCCCACUCUUUCUCUCUUCUCUCACUCACUUUGGACACCACGUGCACGUACACACACACACACACACACACACUGCCGUGUGUUUGCUGUCAGCUUCCUCAGCAGGCCAUGUGCAGUGUUCUUCCCAGCUUACACACACGGUGCCUUGAACAGGGUGAGUGUGGGUGAGUCUGUGUAUGUGUGAGUUACAGAGAAACUGAGUAGGUUGAUUCAAGUCCAGCGAAAGCAAUAAAACCUAAGCAGCUUUACUUUUUUCCUAGCGUUUAUUUUUAAAACUAUGUAACUUACGUCAGUUUCCUCAUGGAGCUAUUGCCACAUAAUUGAGCAUGGUUUGGGGUUCACAUCUAAGGCGGCCAGCGUGGGCUGUGUCCUUCUGGCUUGGGUUCGAAUCCAGCAGAGUCUCGGGGUCAGGGCGUCAGUCACGGAAGCACAGAGCCUCUGUUAAAGUGGCAUCAGGAAGCCCCUUGUGAAAGACCACGGAACAGCGGUUGAAUUUCUCCUUAGGUUCAGUCCACUGUGCUGUGUUUGGAGAAUUGGCUCUGGUCGACCCCGGCGUUCGUGAGACCCGCCUAGGGAGCUUGUUAACCAAACAGAAGGGGAACUCCCAGCUUUGGUCCCAGAGGUUGCCUCGUCGGAGGUUCAGGGAUUGGAGAGUCUGCUCGUGGCAUGGGAAGCCCCAGGAGAGAUGCCGCGCAGUGCUGUCUGGGCCGCGGCUGCUGCCCAGUGCGGGAAGCGUCAGCGAGAGGUUGCACUGAGCGCGUAAGGACGUCUGAAUCCAGAGGCUGUGUGGGCUCCCUGGGGCUUUCUCUAACCGUCACAGUGCCUUCCCUGGAGAACGAAUGGGCGGUUACCCUGUUACUAACAGGUGUAAUUGGAAUUCCUAAGGUUUUGAUAGCUGUAUUUUUAUUUUUCACUUAAAAAGCAAAAUGUAGCACUGUGACUUGAAACCCUAAAUCUUCCACACACAGGAAACCGUAAACCAUAAAUAAAAAUAAUGAACAGUAAAGAGGGGCAGGCUCAUGACUUUGAUAAUUAGCGGCCUCAGGACCCCAGGUCCAGAAUUUUCAAGCUGGACCUAGAGGUGGAGCGGUUUUGCAAGAAACUUCUCUGGGAAGGACUUUCACGGGCCAGAAAUUCAGGUGUCUCACGGAGGGGAGGUUGCACGGAUGCCCGGCGCGUUCUAACUUAGAUCAGUAAGUGCUGUCCUGGAUGUUUGCCUUAAAAGGAGUUCAUAUUAAUCUGGAACAUUCAUAAACUUUCCUGGGGUUUCUCUUGUAUUGUUUUUCUUUAAAAAUGAUUUAUUAAAAAUACUUUAUGCUAAACCUUUGCCUUUGAAUGGCUUUAAAUUGUAUAAACCGUGCAAUGAGAUGAGAUGAUGCCGCUAAUGUACUUGAAGCAUGUUUCUGUUUCACUUGUAGCUGCAAGGUUGUUUAACGGAAUAAAGACCACAACACCA
This is a messenger RNA of Oryctolagus cuniculus (rabbit), 5879 nucleotides long. RefSeq names its product atlastin GTPase 3 (gene ATL3). Gene Ontology annotation, molecular function: GTP binding; GTPase activity. The record is from RefSeq and is a predicted model, not a curated record. NCBI's taxonomy places the organism in Eukaryota, Metazoa, Chordata, Mammalia, Lagomorpha, Leporidae.